AUGGCGGCGCGCCCUCUACGCUCUUUGCCGGUACAGCCUGCCAAGCCUGCCGCCGAGCCCUCUCCGUCCCGGCAGCGGUGGGGAACGAUAGAGGACAGCGCGCUGCGCGACCUGGUUCGCGUGUACGGCACAUCCUCGUGGACGAUGGUCGCUGCCUCGCUCCACGGGCGCUCGGGCAAGCAGUGCCGUGAGCGGUGGAACAACCACCUCGCCGAGACUGUCAACAAGGAGCCGUGGUCACCGGAGGAGGACGCAAAGAUAAUCUCGCUGCAGCGCAUGUACGGGAACCGGUGGGCUCAGAUCUCACGGCAGCUGCCGGGGCGAACCGACAACGCCAUAAAAAACCACUGGCACGCCACGCUA
Molecule: messenger RNA, 363 nt
Organism: Emiliania huxleyi CCMP1516
Lineage: Eukaryota; Haptophyta; Isochrysidales; Noelaerhabdaceae
Exons: 1
Biological process (GO): regulation of DNA-templated transcription
Cellular component (GO): nucleus
Molecular function (GO): DNA-binding transcription factor activity, RNA polymerase II-specific; RNA polymerase II cis-regulatory region sequence-specific DNA binding
Source: RefSeq, a predicted model, not a curated record